UCCGCUCCGCUCCGCUCCGCGCGCCACCGCACCGCACCCCACCGCACCGCACCGCUCCGCUCCGCUCCGCUCCGCACCAUGAGCGUGGGGUUCAUCGGCGCCGGGCAGCUCGCCUUCGCCCUGGCCAGGGGCUUCACGGCAGCAGGGGUCCUGGCCGCGCACAAGAUCACGGCGAGCUCCCCGGACACCGACCUGCCUACCGUGAGCGGUCUGCGGAAGAUCGGCGUGAACUUCACGGUGAGCAACAAGGACACAGUGAAGAGCAGCGACGUCCUCUUCCUGGCCGUGAAGCCCCCCAUCAUCCCCUUCAUCCUGGAGGAAGUGGGCCCUGACAUCGAGGCCCGGCACAUCGUGGUGUCCUGCGCGGCCGGCGUCACCAUCAGCUCCAUCGAGAAGAAACUCUCUACCUUCUGCCCUACACCAAAAGUGAUCAGGUGCAUGACCAACACCCCUGUGAUUGUCCGAGAAGGUGCUACGGUCUAUGCCACUGGGACUCAUGCGGAUGUGGAGGAUGGGAAGCUCUUGGAACAACUGAUGGCCAGUGUGGGCUUCUGCACCGAGGUGGAAGAGGACCUGAUAGAUGCUGUAACAGGGCUCAGUGGCAGUGGCCCUGCAUAUGCAUUCACUGCCCUGGAUGCUCUGGCGGAUGGGGGAGUGAAAAUGGGACUUCCCCGCAGGCUGGCUGUUCGUCUUGGAGCACAGGCUUUGCUGGGUGCUGCCAAAAUGCUGUUAGAAUCUGAGCAGCAUCCCGGUCAGCUGAAGGACAACGUCUGCUCGCCCGGGGGAGCCACCAUCCACGCCCUGCACUUCCUGGAGAGUGGUGGUUUUCGCUCGCUCCUUAUCAAUGCUGUGGAGGCUUCCUGCAUCCGGACAAGGGAGCUGCAGCAUUUGGCAGACCAAGAGAAGAUCUCGCCAGCAGCCAUAAAGAAGACUUUGUUGGAUAAGGUGAAGCUGGAAUCUCCUUCUCUGUCCGUGGCAUCUGCCAGCAAAGUCAGUCUGUUCACCCAUAAGAGCCCCAGCAGCAAGAGGAACUGACCAGACUGCUGUAGUCUAGCUGUGCUGAACAUCAGUCUCCUCCAUGCCCUUUCAUUUUUGUCUAAGGAAAAACGCUCACGCUGAAUGUUGGUGUCCCCCCAUACCUGGCUCUUGGCUUGCAGCAGCUGUGUGGCAGUGCAACGCUGUACCAGAGGGCCUUUAGCCUGUAGUGGUCUUGGUGCAAACUGUCCCUGGCAUUGCUGUUCUCUGUUGGGCAGGGGUGAUACAAUCAGCAAACCUUCAUCCAGAAGCCUUGAAUACUUCUAGGAUGCAGGCUGUGUUCCUGGUGUCCCAUGCAGAAAUGGUUUCUAUUAGGGUUUUUAAAGAGGUUUCAGAAUGUCUUUUGGUUUCAAAGGUUUGAACUAGGCCUGGAUCCCUCUUGCCCCGUGUUGCAUCUGCUGUCAGUGCUUGUGUCUUGUUGCUGUCUUUAUUAGCUAGAGCAGGUGCUGCCACACAAAUGCAGUGCUGCGCACUACAUUAGAGUCUGGGCCCUAAAGCACCUCUCAGAAGGGACCAAAGUGCCUCUGCCCCAUCUCCCAUCUGCCUUGACUUUGAGAGACAGAUGGUGUGAACCUCUAGUACCACACUCCGUUUCUCUUUGACAGCCGCCCUUUCUCUGCUCUGUCUGGUUUGGGGAACUGUGAACCGCUCUCACUGUCCCUUCUUUGCUGCUAGCCUUGGUUGGGCAGGUGGAGAGGUAGUGUGUGCUCCCGUUUCACUCUUUCUCUGACACCUCUUCAUGCUCUCCAUGGGCAGAAUCUGCUCCCACACACCCAUGGGCAUGUUUCAGCAUCACUGUACUCCCUGAUGCUGUCCUUGCUCUUUGCCUUGCCCCUGGGGCAGCUGGGAGCAGAGCUGAAGUCGACGACAACCUCCUCCAGAGAAAGCUGCUUUCUGUACUGUUCCCUUAGACUGAAGCAGGGGUUUGUACCCGGGUGCUGAGCUACUGCGUGUCAGCAGGACUCUUCCUCAGCACCUUUCCUUGAAUCAGGCUGUACCUCCUUGGACUUGUGGAUGCCCGUUGACAGUGGCUGCUCUGCUUCAGCUUGUGCAGUCCAGCUGUGUUGUGGACUGCCUGUCCCUUCCAGAGGGGACUUCUCCCAGCAGAGCCCCUGGACUGGUGAAAUCCAGCACAGCAUCCUUCAGUGUCACCUUAUGUUGGCUCAGUCAUGUGUCUGGUAUUUUCUAGACCGUUUCUUUUUUUCUUCCUGUUUCUCUGAAGGUGUUGCACUGCUAAUGGCUAGGAAGGGAAAACACCUAGAAGAAAGUUCAGGGCUGCUUCAUGCAGUUGUACUCCUAGUUCUUUAGAAUACAAAACUAAAGGGAAGCAGAGUCAUCUGGUCUGGCUUACGGCUCAGAUCUUGUCCCACCUCACCUAGUUUGUUCUGCAUGAGAGACAGGAGGAAAGCCAGUCCUUGCUUGAAACAAGAGGUUCACGGAGGACUUAAGAAUGCCUGAUGCCUGUCCAACAACAAGGACUUGCUUGGUGAAAUACAUCCAGAUGACUACGCCUCUGCAGAGGAGGAAGACCCUUGCUGUUUUGGUCUGGAGAAUUACCCAUGUCUGACUCAAAUUUAUGAGCAAGAAACAGCGGCAAACUAUGGGGUCUGGGAGCAGUGGUCCUUUCUGCCCCUGAAACUCCAGUAUUUGUGAGGGAAGGAAUCUGGGCUGGGUUGUGGUAGCAGCAAGCAGAGAGGGUGGCCCUGCUUGACCCUGCUGGCUGGCACAGCCCGGAGCGCCCGGCCAGGCGUGAGCAGCACUGUGCUGUGUCGAGGGCCACACAGCACCUCGCUCUGCUGGGGAAAGGGGUGAUGAGGGUUGCAGGCUCAGAGGGGACCAACACUGCGAUCAGACAGAAGGCAGGUUAUUGCCUGUCAUCUAGAAGGGCAGCUGACUGGUCCUUCAGGCAGUCUUGGGAGCCAGUGUCAGAACAGCAAAGAGAAGAUGGCAUCUAUUGCUUUCUGUGAUUUCUUUAUAGCCAAUGUCCCCACGUGGCUUCCUUACCUCUCUACUAUUCUCCCAGAGCCCGAGCCCUGUCCCAAGCCAGAAAACUGCACAAAGCGUGCAAGCUGCCCCUACCACUUUUACUGGGCUGCAGUAGGAAUAGCAGGCUGGAGGGGAUGGAAUGGGUUUGGGUGGAUAACUGUUGUACUGUAUUCUACCUUGGCGUAUACUGGGGGAGCACUGGGAAAAGGAGGACAUUUAAGAUGGGCUUAUUGUCUCCUGAGGAAUCUUGGACAUGCAGGUGAUGCAGGAAAAGCAUUUCUGUAUCGAUGCAGAGGCUGCCAAAGGUGCUAGUAAUGUUAAAGCGUUCUUAGUGUUUAGGCUUUUGGCUGGUAGCAGGGUAUGACCCUAUAGGCAUGACAGACGGUUACGCCUCUUCCCUCUUUGCAUAAUAAACUGCUUCUGUGACAGAGCUAUGGCUAA
Messenger RNA from Tyto alba (common barn owl), 3462 nucleotides. RefSeq names its product pyrroline-5-carboxylate reductase 1 (gene PYCR1). The coding region runs from base 79 to 1035 and encodes 318 amino acids. Gene Ontology annotation, molecular function: pyrroline-5-carboxylate reductase activity. Gene Ontology annotation, biological process: L-proline biosynthetic process. The transcript has 8 exons. The record is from RefSeq and is a predicted model, not a curated record. Lineage: Eukaryota; Metazoa; Chordata; Aves; Strigiformes; Tytonidae.